This is a messenger RNA of Mycena citricolor, 1572 nucleotides long. NCBI's taxonomy places the organism in Eukaryota, Fungi, Basidiomycota, Agaricomycetes, Agaricales, Mycenaceae. The record is from the annotation of a GenBank genome assembly.
UUUUUGACUGGCGUCACUCGCCAAACCCAGGACUGGACGAUUAAAAUAGGACACGGUCCUGCUUCCUCUCCGUCCUACCUCUCCAUGUCGUCUCCCUCUGCUGUGGGUCCCAGUUUCGACUGCGGUAUACUCCCCAUCCCACGGCGCCUGCGUUAUGACCCGGCGCGACCAUUCGUGUUUACCAUGGUGCUGAAUGUCCUAUUCGGAUUCGCCGCGACCUUCAUAGUGGCCAAUUUGUAUUACUGUCAACCGCUACUGAGUGAGUUUUCGGGUCAAAAAAAAAAAGUCGGCUUACAUGCUCUAACGUCGCGUAGUCCAGUUCUCCGAGUCGUUUGGGGUGGAUUACGAUCGCGUUUCUCAGAUACCGACGCUGCUGCAGGCAGGGCGAGUCACCGCCAUCACCCUCGAGUUUCACGGCUGAAGGAUUUGUCCAGAUAUGCAACAGGAAUCUUGUUCAUUUCCCCGCUGGGCGAUCUCGUUCGCCGACGUCAGCUCAUCCUGACUCUCACUCUCGUUUCUGCCAGUCUGACCGUGGGGGUGGCCGUUACUAAGAACAUCGUCGUGUUCGAGGCGUUGUCCUUUCUCAUCGGCAUGGUAUCGCUCACACCGCAGAUCAUGAUCCCUCUCGCAGCCGAUCUAGCCCCGCCAGAACGCCGAGGAUCGGCGCUGUCCAUCGUUUAUUCCGGCUUACUUCUCGGUGUCCUCGUGGCCCGAGUCAUUGCUGGGAUCAUCGGCCAAUUCACAUCGUGGCGGGUGGUGUACUACCUCGCCAUCGGCGUCCAAGUCUUCGUUCUCCUCGCAGGGUACCUCAUCAUCCCAGACUACCCAGCCAAAAAUACGGACCUGACGUAUUUCAAAAUCCUCUCCUCGAUGGCUCGAUUCGCCGUCACCGAACCGAUCCUAGUCCAGGCCUGCCUCGUCAAUCUCGCCUCAUGCGCAUGCUUCACCAACUUCUGGGUCACACUCACCUUUCUUCUCGGCGGCGCGCCGUACUUCUAUUCGACGCUAACGAUCGGGCUCUUUGGUUUGAUCGGGAUCCUUAGUGUCGUCUGCGGGCCGCUGUUUGGCAAGCUGAUCGACGGGCUGAUGCCCUGGUACGCGUCCAUGUGCUCGAUUCUGUUCCUGCUAUCGUUUCAGGCGAUCCAGACUGCUGCGGGGACGAUGAGUGUGGCGGUGGUCGUCAUUGCUAUAAUUGGUCUCGACAUGUUCCGUCAGUCGCUGCAGAUGUCCUUGGCGGCAGCCGUAUUCGAAAUUUCGACAGCUGCGAGAGCAAGGUUGAACGCCCUAUUCGUGCUGUCGCUGUUCAUUGGCCAAUUGAUGGGCACGGCCGCAGGGACCAAGGUGUACACGGCAUACGGCUGGCGGGCAGCCGCGGCUCUCAAUAUGGGCUUCUACGGCUGGAUUCUGAUUGUCCUGCUUGUGCGCGGGCCACAUUGUGGUCGCUUCACGUGGUUCGGCUACGAAGGAGGAUGGGCCGUGAAAAAAGUCAAGGCUGCCCAAACCAUGGAUGACACACAGAGUAAAAGCUCCAGUGUAGGAGGGGAUCAAGAGGCUGCUCCCUCAGAGAAAUAG